UUGGCCAGUGACGCACAGGCUAGCCAGCAGUGUUUGUGAAUGGCCUUCCCUGACCAAGAUGUGAUGUUAUGAUUUGUAAUGUAAUGUUUUAUCAGCUCCUCAAAUGAUUUAAUCACCGUUUUAUGUAACAUAUUCGACUGACUUGAAUCGGGGAAAUGAUGUCGUCCGCUGAAGGUGCUCGCAAUUCGGACCAGCUGAAUAAAUUCGAGAGACUGUCAGGGAGGCCUCCCCUAGGACUAGCAGCAGGCCAUCGCACACCUCCUGCGCGGAGUGGCCAUCGCUGUGUGGCAGACAACACUAACCUGUACGUGUUCGGAGGCUACAACCCUAACUACGACGAGUCGGGGGGCUCGGAGAACGAGGACUACCCGCUGUUCAGAGAGCUGUGGAGGUACCACUUUGCCACAGGCACUUGGCAGCAGGUGCGCACAGAAGGCUACAUGCCCACGGAGCUGGCCUCCAUGUCAGCUGUUUUACAUGGAAACAAUUUGUUGGUGUUUGGAGGUACGGGGAUUCCUUUCGGGGAAAGCAACGGGAACGACGUCCAUGUGUGCAACGUUAAAUAUAAACGGUGGUCGCUGCUCAACUGUAGAGGGAAGAAGCCUAACAGAAUCUAUGGACAGGCAAUGGCCAUCAUAAACGGCUUCCUGUAUGUGUUUGGAGGGACGACAGGCUACAUCUACAGCACAGACCUGCACAGGCUGGAUCUGACCACCCGAGAGUGGAUUCACCUCAAACCUAACAACCCCUCGCACGACCUGCCUGAAGAGAGGUACAGGCACGAGAUCGCGCAUGACGGACAGAGGAUCUACAUCUUGGGAGGUGGAACCUCCUGGAUGUCCUACCCUCUCAACAAGAUACAUGCUUACAACCUGGAGACUAAUUCCUGGGAGGAGAUCAGAACUAACCCUCAUGAUAAAAUAGGAUAUCCUGCUCCUAGGAGAUGUCAUAGCUGUGUGCAGAUUAGGAAUGACGUAUUUAUCUGCGGGGGUUACAAUGGAGAGGUGAUCCUGGCCGACCUUUGGAAGAUCAACCUACAGACGUUCCAGUGGAGCAGACUUCCAGCGAUCAUGCCCGAGCCGGCCUACUUCCACUGUGCUGCUGUCACCCCGGCUGGCUGUAUGUACAUCCACGGCGGUGUGGUCAACAUCCGCGAGAACAAGAGGACUGGUUCCCUGUUUAAGAUCUGGCUGGCUGUUCCUAGCUUACUGGAACUGUGCUGGGAGAACCUGCUGAAAGCCUUCCCUCAUCUGCCCCAGCUGCCUGUCCAGGAGCUGGGGGACCUGGGAAUCACACAGGAACUCAUCGAGCGCUUGAAAUAGGACGAAUGCGAGGACGGAGGGAUUGACUAAUGUGUGGAUGGAUGGAUGGAAUAGAGGGUAGAAUACCCCCCGAUGACGGAAAGCACAGGAUUUUGUUUGAGAUGUUUGUGUUCGUCGCAACAGAGGUCUUUCCCCUCCUUAUACGUAGCCCGCCUUAAAACCAAAAACAAUGGGAUGCCUUUUUACGUUUCUUUUUUUUGUUACAUUUGCACUUCUGAUGAUUUGAAGAAAAAAAAGAAAAAAACACGAACGAACGAAAAGUGGAAUGUUUGUCUUAACUCCAGCUCUUUGUCAGCGGACUUCCCCUGGUGGUCAGCUGGUUUAGAAGCUCUUGUUCUGUUGUUUUAUCAGCCUUCGCCACUUGAACAAGAAUGCAGAUUCGAAGGAGAGACGCAUGUUUAUUUAUUUGAAAGACUAAAAGAAAAUCUUUGUGUUUUCAUCAAACGACAAUGUUUGCAUUUCUCCGGCAUACAUGUUUGGAUAGGUAAACACGGUCACUAGAUUAAAUGAAAUGCUAUCAGACAUUUGGCAUGGUUUUAUGAAUGUGAAAAAAGAAGCCGUUUGUGGUGACACUAAACUCAUGUCAGGUCUAGACUGUUGGCACUUCUUACUUACCAACUUUAAAGAGAAAAAAAAAACAUUGGUUUAAACCAAACUCUUGAUUUGAUGCAAAAAGAAGACUACAGUUGGGUUUAAUCUCUAGACAACACUUCAGUUUCAACCUAACCCUUGCAUUGCACUCUAUAUUACUUGUACCUGCAGAUGCAUUCACCAACCUUCUAGACUCGAGAAUCAGGGAGGUUUUUUAACCUUCCGCUCACGACUCAUUCAAAACCGGUCCCGUUAUUUUAUCCUGUGUGCUUAACAGUAGUCAUCUGUUCCUACAUCUGUAAACCAAAUCAUUCAUCACUGUGAAUCAAGGUGCUCCUCAACCUAUCGCUUUUAUUUCAUUUGUAUUUGUACCUUUCGUUUAGUUCUGUGCUUUUACUCAAAUAAAAUCGAUUAUAAUUCUGUUCAAACUUUUGAUUCUCUGCUGACAAUGAGAAAAUAGUAAGAAUUUGUCAAAUUAAAUAUUUGGGGGUGGGGCAGUAAUUCAGUAAAAUGUUCAUUUAAAUCAUUCAGUGCCUUUCCCAAAGUUUUAUUGAUGCUGAGAUGCAGAAAAUCUAUUGUGAUAGUUUGAUGUCUUUGCAUGUGUAAAUGCCAUCACUGAUAAAGUUGAGACAAGGAUUUCACUAUUUUCUUAACUGUUUUCCUUAACAUUUGAGCUUCUCAAAAACAUGUUACUUGUCCAAUCCUGUAACCUUUCAUUCUCGUAAGUGUGCACUUAUAAUUCAA
Hypomesus transpacificus is the source of this 2657-nucleotide messenger RNA. RefSeq names its product kelch domain containing 10 (gene klhdc10). Gene Ontology annotation, biological process: positive regulation of stress-activated MAPK cascade. The coding region runs from base 156 to 1322 and encodes 388 amino acids. The transcript has 9 exons. Gene Ontology annotation, molecular function: protein binding. NCBI's taxonomy places the organism in Eukaryota, Metazoa, Chordata, Actinopteri, Osmeriformes, Osmeridae. The record is from RefSeq and is a predicted model, not a curated record.